AUGAACUUUGCUCCAAAGGAAAGCAAAACAUCAUGUCUUCAAUUUUUCCUCUGCAGAGGUGGUGACCGUGGUGGCUACAAAAAUUUCGGUGGCUCCAGAGACUACAGUCAAAGGGAUGAAUCUGGUGGUGGAGGUGGUGAGCAGGAUAACUCUGACAACAACACCAUCUUUGUUCAGGGUCUUGGGGAAGACGUCACCACUCAGGAAGUGGCCGACUACUUCAAGCAGAUCGGCAUCAUCAAGGUGAAUAAGAAGACGGGUCUGCCCAUGAUCAACCUGUACACAGACAAGGCGACCGGCAAGCUGAAAGGAGAAGCCACCGUCUCCUUCGACGACCCCCCCUCAGCCAAAGCAGCCAUAGACUGGUUCGACGGAAAGGAGUUCCAAGGUAAGCCCAUCAAGGUGUCGUUUGCCACGCGCAGGGCAGAGUUCGCCCAGGGAGGAAGAGGAGGCCGAGGAGGAGGAGGAGGAGGAGGAGGACGAGGAGGAGGGUUCAGAGGUCGCGGAGGUGGCGGCUUCGGGGGAGGCGGCCCCAACUUUGACGUGAAGGGAGGAGACUGGCCCUGCCCCAACAGCUCCUGUGGUAACAUGAACUUUGCGCGUCGUCAGGAGUGUAACAAGUGUGGCGCACCCAAGCCUGGGGACAGCUUUGGAGGAGGAGAGCGUGGUGGUCGUGGAGGUUUCGGAGGCGAUCGGGGCGGUGGUUUCCGUGGUCGUGGGGGCGGCGGCUUCAGGGGGGGAGACCGGGGCGGCUACGGAGGAGACCGCGGGGGAUACGGAGGAGGAGGAGGAGGAGGAUACAAGAUGGGAGGAAGAGGGGACCGGGAAGGCAGAAGAGACCGGCCGUACUAGAGCGUCUCCCAGACUCCUCCUGUCUUCGUUGCCAUGGCGUCAGGGAUGGGCUCGUGGAUGAGGGG
This is a messenger RNA of Engraulis encrasicolus (European anchovy), 917 nucleotides long. Its product is annotated as RNA-binding protein FUS-like. The transcript has 11 exons. Gene Ontology annotation, biological process: regulation of DNA-templated transcription. Gene Ontology annotation, cellular component: nucleus. The record is from RefSeq and is a predicted model, not a curated record. Lineage: Eukaryota; Metazoa; Chordata; Actinopteri; Clupeiformes; Engraulidae. Gene Ontology annotation, molecular function: RNA binding; transcription coregulator activity. The coding region runs from base 1 to 852 and encodes 283 amino acids.